UGACUUCAAGCCACAAAGAUCUCCUUCACCGCUAAAGGAGCUGUUCGCUUAAAGUCAAGACAUCUUUGACCUGACAUCUUCAGCGUGCCCUCCCAGAACAAGCCAUCGUUGCCCUUAAUUGUUCAGUCCCCAAGCACAAUUGCCUACCCGUCACCAUGCAGGUUCCAUUGAUUCGUCUCCAAUGCGGCUGCAACAGCUACGACUGGGGUAAGAAAGGAAAAGACUCUGCCGCCGCCCGCUACGCAGCGGCAACUCCAUCCGAUACCUUCUCGAUUCAAGAAGACAAGCCAUACGCAGAGCUAUGGAUGGGUACCCACCCAUCGCUGCCGUCCAAGGAUCUCACCACAGGCCGGUCGUUGGUCGACCUCGUGGCAGAUAACCAAGCCCUCAUGGGCAGCGACAUCUCUUCCAAAUACCACAACAAACUCCCCUUCCUCUUCAAGGUGCUCUCCAUCAACAAAGCACUCUCCAUCCAGGCCCACCCAAACAAGAAGCUCGCCGAGCAGCUCCACGCAAAAGACCCCAAGAACUACCCAGACGACAACCACAAGCCCGAAAUGACCCUCGCCAUCACCCCAUUCGAAGGCCUCUGCGGCUUCCGCCCGCUCAAGGAGAUCGCACACUUCCUGUCCACCAUCCCACCCUUACGCUCCCUCGUUGGCGAUGAAGCUGCUUCAUCUCUUGAGAAAGUCUCCUCAUCCUCCUCGGCAUCCGUAGACGAGUCCAAACAAGCCUUGAAAACCGCCUUCAGCACGCUCAUGAAGUCCGACCGGUCUCUUGUCGCGGAAAAAUCCAAUGACCUCCUCUCGCUUGCCGAGUCCGGCAACAUCACUCCAGGCCCCAGCGUCAACACGUCCGACGAACUCUGCGAACUCGUGACCCGCUGCAAUUCCCAAUUCCCACAGGACAUCGGCCUCUUCGUGCUUUUCUUCCUCAACUACGUCAAGCUCAGCCCGGGCCAGGCCAUGUAUCUCAAGGCCGACGACAUCCACGCAUACAUUGCCGGCGACAUCAUUGAGUGCAUGGCGUCCAGCGACAACGUCAUCCGCGCAGGCUUCACGCCCAAGUUCCAGGACGUCAACACGCUGACCGACAUUCUCACGUACGACCACGACCCUCCCGAGCAGCAACUACUCAAGCCCGUGGAUUAUCCCUACGUCACGCUCAACCAGACCGCGUACUCUUCCGGCAGUGACAGUCUGCUGUACGAUCCGCCCAUCGAGGAAUUCAGUGUCGUCCGGACCGUACUGAAGAAAGACGGAGCGAAAGCCACGUUCGAGGGUAUCGCCGGCCCCAGUAUCAUCAUCUGCACUAGCGGAUCAGGGAAUAUCAGUGUGGGGCCGAAGACCGAGGAGAUCAAGGAGGGAUGGGUCUAUUUUGUGGGUGCGACCGCGGAGGUUGUGCUUGAGAGUGACAGCGAGGACAUGGUCACGUUCCGCGCGUUUUGCGAGAUCGACGACAGUCCCAAGCAGAAUGGGCAUUGACUACACCAGGCCCAUCAAAUGGGGAGACUAUGAUGUGAGUACAGGCAGAUCACGGGGCAGAAUGUUCGUAUGGGUGAUGAAAAAGGUAGAAAGGAAAACGGAUAUCACGAGAAUGUCGUAGCAUAGAUUGCAACGACCAUAGGAAAUGAUAUUAAAUCAAUCGGGGCACGCCGCAUACGCGGAAACGCUACGACAAGAUACCUCCCUAAUGCAAAGGAUUGAGAC
Exophiala xenobiotica is the source of this 1709-nucleotide messenger RNA. RefSeq names its product mannose-6-phosphate isomerase, class I. The transcript is spliced from 4 exons. Gene Ontology annotation, molecular function: mannose-6-phosphate isomerase activity; zinc ion binding. The record is from RefSeq and is a predicted model, not a curated record. Lineage: Eukaryota; Fungi; Ascomycota; Eurotiomycetes; Chaetothyriales; Herpotrichiellaceae. Gene Ontology annotation, cellular component: cytosol. Gene Ontology annotation, biological process: GDP-mannose biosynthetic process; carbohydrate metabolic process. The coding region runs from base 156 to 1484 and encodes 442 amino acids.